Molecule: messenger RNA, 6328 nt
Organism: Argiope bruennichi
Lineage: Eukaryota; Metazoa; Arthropoda; Arachnida; Araneae; Araneidae
Product: phospholipid-transporting ATPase ABCA1-like
Exons: 23
Coding region: 175-5250 (1691 amino acids)
Biological process (GO): lipid transport; transmembrane transport
Cellular component (GO): intracellular membrane-bounded organelle; membrane
Molecular function (GO): ATP hydrolysis activity; ATP binding; ABC-type transporter activity
Source: RefSeq, a predicted model, not a curated record
UCAUCCUUUUACACUGAAAAGUUACUCUUUGAAUACGAAAAAUGUUACUUCCUUAAACUGAUUUUAGUUAAAAAGAAAGCUCCAGUUCAGGAUCAGCGUCAUACAAGUCUGCAACAAAGGCAGGAAGAUAGAUGUCCUAGAUAGUAAUAAGCUUUGGCAUUAUAUUUUUCGAAAAUGGUUGCAACCAGUGGAUUUCGCCAGUUCGUGAUUCUGUUAUACAAAGGACUUCUCCUUAGAAAACGACAUUAUAUCAUAACGUUUUUUGAAAUUGUUAUUCCUGUCUUCGUUGCCUCCAUACUUUGCAUCAUGCAAGCACAACAAACUUAUGAUGUUAACAAGCCAAAAGGAAACCUUUGGGUUGAUUUUGCAACCUAUGAGCCCUUUGAUCCAUUCGGACAAGCACGGCGUAGCGACCGUCCCGUGGAAUUGGUUUAUACACCUAAUAACGAUUUAGCCGGCCAAUUCAUGAAUGAGUCUGCUAAAUUCUUCAAGAGAAGAGCAUUGUACGAAGGCCGGAUAACUGUAAGAGGUGCAGACACUGAAAAGGAGUUAGAAAGUUAUUGCGUCCAACAACAAAGAUAUAGUCCCUAUACAAUCCAAAUUGGGACUAUUUUCCAGAACUUCGGCAAUAGGAUACCACAAACACUGGAUUACAAGAUUCGAUAUGCACCUAGUUAUGGAAGUACCUUUAAGACCCAACUGAAAUAUAAAAUGGGCAACCAGCCGAAAUGGCAUUUCGAUGUAUAUAAAGGAACUUACUUCCUCGCUUGGCAAGCAUCAGUUGAAGGGACAUUCGUUCAAAGAAGAGCUGCUGAACAGGGAAAAUCUCUUGAUUUAAGCGAUUACAAAGUCUGGAUGCAAAAGUUCCCUUAUCCCCCGCACAAGAAUGUUUUGAGGGACUACUCCGCCGUUGUUUUCAUUCCUUGGGUCGUAUGCUACGGAUAUUUGGUUUUCAUACUCAAUCUGGUCAGGAGAAUCAUUGAAGAAAAAGCUAAUGGAUCAAAAGAACUGAUGAAAAUGAUGGGGAUGACGGAUUUCACGUAUUGGUCCAGCACGUUUUUAAAUUACUUCAUAAUUGUCCUUAUCACUGUGCCAAUUAUCACCAUCGUUUACAAGUCCACUCUUAAGAAUGGAACUUCUCUUUUGAAGCAUUCGGAUGGCUCACUCAUAUUCGUCCUUCUAUUAUUAUUUAUGAUAAGUCUUAUAUUAUUUUGUAUGGCGUUUAGCAUAUUUUUUAACAGAGCUGUUUUUGCAAUCAUAGUGUUACUGGUUAUUUACAUCCUUUCCUUUACCCUUUUAUCCGUAAAACUUCUCGACCCAAAUAACGAGUCGGCAUACUUCACGAUGAAUAUCAUUGGUAAAUUGGGAAUAUGCCUUUUCCCGCAAACUGCAUUAGUCACUGCCAUCUUCCUCAUAUCCUCCUACGAAGCUAGUGGUGAAGGAUCUAACUGGAGCAACGUUUCUGAGUUUGCUUUGAUUCCAGAGAUCAACUUAUUGAUGGUUAUAUUAACCAUGCUAUUUUCUUGUUUUCUGUAUGCUUUUCUACUUUGGUAUUUUGAUGCUGUUUGGCCGUGGCAACCCGGUGUACCCAAACCAUUUUAUUUUUUUCUCACAAGAAGCUACUGGUGUGGAAGUAGACCCAACCAACAAGCCGAAAUUGAAUUGGCUGAAACACGAAAUAGCGCCGAAUUUUUUGAAUCGGAACCCAGUAAUAUUUCACGUGGAAUCGUAAUAAAGAAUUUAUCAAAGGAAUUCCAUUCUGGACUUACUUCGAAAUUAGCGGUUAAUAAAGUGUCAUUGAACAUAUAUCAAGGCCAAAUUACUGCACUACUUGGUCAUAAUGGGGCUGGUAAAACUACAACUAUCAAUAUUUUGACAGGUUUGUUCACUCCAACAAAUGGUACUGCCUUUAUAAACGGACUGGACAUUUUAACAGAUACAACAAAAGCACGCAGAGGUCUUGGGGUCUGCCCGCAACAUAAUGUUCUGUUUGACACUCUUACAGUUGACGAACACUUAAAAAUCUACGCAGCAAUGAAAGGAGUUCCGUGGAGCCAACUGGCAUACGAGGCAACUAAGGCUUUGGACAUUCUGAAAUUGUCUGAUAAAAGAUACGAACUGGCGAAGAGUUUGUCGGGUGGAAUGAAGCGCAAAUUAAGUCUCGCAAUUGCUAUCAUUGGUGGAUCAAAAGUGCUAUUUCUGGACGAACCGACAUCUGGCAUGGACGUUGAAGCGAGGAGAAGUGUAUGGGAUGCUUUACUAGAGAUAAGACGAGACCGGACCAUCAUCUUGACCACGCAUUACAUGGAGGAGGCAGAUAUUCUAGGGGACAGAAUAGCCAUCAUGGCAGAAGGAGAAGUGCAGUGUUGUGGAUCUCCCAUGUUUCUCAAGCAGAAAUUCGGUACUGGGUAUCAUUUACACAUUGUAAAAGAUGAGAAAUUCAACUUACAUGCUGUGACUGCUCUCUUGAAAAAGUAUAUACCCGAAGCCAAGCUCGGAAAAGAACUGGAAAAAGAAAUCUCCUUCAGUCUUUCCAAUGACACUGGCAGAGAUUUUGGCGAUAUGUUUGAAGAAUUAGAGUAUCGCAAAAGAGAACUCGGGCUCCUAUCUUGUGGAGUCACUAUAACGACUAUGGAUGAUGUAUUCUUAAAUGUUGCAAAUAUAUCUGAUGUGAAGUAUAAGGCGCAAUCUAAGCAUGAAGAACGAAAUGGUACUGGUAUUGAACUGGAAGAUAUUAAGGGAGGCUCCCCUGGCCUGAAAUUUCAUCGCAAGCUUGCCAACCAGUUCAUCGCUCAACUGAUAAAACGCUUUCAUUAUUCCAAGAGGCACUGGAGCGUUCUCAUCGCCCAGUUAGUCAUACCAAUCCUCCUCAUGUGUUUGUGUAUGUACAGUAUAAAAAGCGGCAGCUCUCAGUACAGAGCGGUAUACGAUCCCCUCAAAAUGGAUAUCAGUUCUGUGUAUGGUAAAACAGACGGGUUUUACUACAGCGUGGAGCCAAACGUGAGUGAACUAGCAAAUUCUCUAAAGAAUGUUUUGGAGUCGAAUAAAGUCAACGUACAGAAUGUGUCUGAGCCUACGCAUUAUGUACUGAACUAUGGCAAAGACAUUACUAAGUACUACAAAAAGAUAGUUGUAGGGGGAGCUAUAGAUAUUGAUACCCGUGGAGUUCUGAACUUGACUGCUUGGUACAAUGAUCAAAUGCACCAUGCAAUGCCCAUGUCUCUUCUUCUGAUGCACACUGCCCUGUUGCAAAAUAUAGCAAAAGGUGGCAGCAUCUCCAUGACCAAUGCACCCUUACCCGAGCUUCAGUCGGGGUACACGCUUGAUGUUGGUGGACAGAUAAUGGUCACAAUAAUGGCUACUGUGUUUGUACCUUUGGCUUUAGGUUUCCUGUCUGCUAGUUUUACUCUAGUACCAAUUCACGAGAGAGCGACAAAAGCAAAACUGUUGCAACUAAUGAGUGGAAUGCCAGCAAUAAUGUACUGGAGUGCUAUGUUCCUUUGGGACUUUGUAAUACACUGCAUUGCUUGCAUAUUCAUGAUAAUACCUUACGCUAUAUUUGCUCGCUACGCAUUCUUUGGAAUACACUCUAUAUCUACAGGUACGUCUUUGCUGCUGAUGUUCCUUUAUGGCUGGUCCUCGAUUCCUUUCAGCUACUUAGCCUCUUUCAUAUUCUCGAGAGGAAAUGCUGGGUUUGCUGCUAUCGUAGGAUUCUGUGCAGCAGCAGGUGUUGGUGCCGCUUCUACUUUCAAAGCUAUACUAUUUGCAUCAAAUAUUUCUGAAAAAGUUAGAAACGAUCUGAAGAUAGCAACUUGGUUUCUUCGCCUUUUUCCGACUUUCAGUCUUGGAACCGGGUUUUCGAAUCUUUUUGUAAUAACUUAUUCAAAUGCUAUUUGUGAAAGUAUGCCCCCGGAGGAUCUCGAACAAACCUGUAAAUCACCGCUCACGCUUCCUGGAAGUGCUUUUUACAAAUGCUGUAAAGAGCUCUGUGGAAGCAACUGCAUCAAAUUUAAUAGCUCCCUAACAUGGGAAGAGAAAGCCUGUGGGCGUGAUUUAUUGUUCCUAUUCAUCGACGGUUUCAUUUACUUCGGCAUUGUGCUUCUGCUGGAGACAAAAGCUUUGGCUAUGCUGAUUCGCCUCUUCAAGUCCCGCAUGCAGAGAGUGAAGCGACCAACCAUCAGCCAAAUGAGGCAAGAAAGCACCAUCGAAGAUUCGGAGGUCCUGCAAGAGGAACACAGGAUUCGACAUUUAACAGCGACCCAACGAGGAUCGGGUGGCGAGGCUCUGGUGGUCUCUGAGUUGACUAAAGUGUUCAAAAAUUUCUAUGCUGUCAAACACCUGACUUUUGGAAUUCACCAAGAGGAAUGCUUUGGCUUCCUUGGGGUGAACGGUGCUGGAAAAACGACUACUUUUAGAAUGCUGACGGGAGAUUGCCUUCCCACAGAAGGGAAUGCUUUCAUACAGAAUAGUUCCCUGAGAACGGAUUUGAAAAAGUUCCAAUCCUACCUUGGCUACUGUCCCCAGUUUGACGCUCUGAUCGACCGUUUAACAGGUCGAGAAAUGUUAAUGCUUUUUGGUCGUCUAAGAGGCCUCUUUGGAAACGACUUACAGGAUAAAGUGGAAAAAAUGAUCAGACUCACUGACUUGACUAAACAUGCUGAUAAACAAACGCAAUUUUACAGCGGAGGAAAUAAAAGAAAGUUGUCCGUUGCUCUCGCUCUGAUUGGAACGCCACCUCUUAUUUUAUUGGACGAACCAACAGCUGGAGUGGAUCCAGUAUCUCGCAGAAAAAUUUGGAAGAUACUUGCUCAAGCUCGUAAUAAUACCGGAGCUGCUGUUUUAUUAACGACUCACAGCAUGGAAGAAAGUGAAGCUUUAUGUAAUCGACUGGCCAUCAUGGUGAAUGGAAGGUUCCGCUGCCUCGGAUCCAUUCAGCAGCUGAAAUCCAAAUAUGGUCAAGGCUACACUUUGAUCAUAAAACUGAGGAGAGAGGAUGAAAACAACCAAGAGACAGUGAAUACAAUUAAAAGCUACGUACAGAGCCAUUUACAGGGAGCAGACUUGAAAGACGACCACCAAGGUAUGCUUCAGUAUCACGUGGUCAACCCAUCUCUCACGUUAAGUCACCUCUUCAAAUUCAUGUCUCAUAUGAAAAUCCAGUUUCAGUUAGAAGAUUACUUGAUAAGUACUACUUCGCUUGAGCAAAUAUUUUUGACAUUCGCUCGAGCACAAAGAGUUUCAGGAGAAUGAGAUGUGAAAUUCAUGUUCACUUGUGAGAAAUGUUGUAAGAUUCUAAUUAUAAUUCAUGUUACUGAAAAAUUACUAAGUUAAAUCCUUCAGCAUUUAUCGCUCUUUACAAGAUACUUGUAAGAAUAAUUGAGAAAUUAAAUUUUGUAUGCAGUUUAAGGAAUUAUAUUUUGUACAUUUGAGUAUUUUAUACUUUUGUAUUUAAUGCAUUAUUGAUAUUGAAUGAAUAUUAUUGUAAUUAUAGUCUAAUAUAAAAAAUGGUAUUAAUUAAAACGUUUCAUAAGUUUAAAAAAGAAUUUAAAUGCUAAUUCAAUAAAACGUCGCUUUAUUGAAAACUUUUGUAAUUUGAUAAACAAUUACCUAUAAGUAAAUAUGCAAAAUAAUGAAACUAACAGUAUAUUUUUUAAAAACUAAUGUCGUUUUAAGUUUUAUACUGCAAAUGACUGACAUAAACUGACAUUAAUGCAUGAAAAAUUGUCAUAAAAACAUUGAAUUUAUUAAAUUAAAAUCUUUUUUUAAAACUUCGUUUAAAUUAUUGAAGACUUUUAAGUUAGAUGUACUGAAAAAGCCCACGAAAAUUCAGGGAAUUAUAACUCAGGAUGAAAUUAAGUUAUAUUCUUAAUUUCGAAUGAAUCGCAUUUUAUUGCAGUAUUCAAUUUCUUUUAGAAUUUUUGAAAUCUAAAAACCAUGAAGGCAAUAAACAGGAAAUAACAUUUUCUUAAAAUAUUAUUUAUUUUUAACAAAGAAAAAUCAAUUACAAUUUAUUUGUGUCCUUCUACAGUAUACUACGGAUUUUAGAAAAUAUUAAAAAGUAUUUAUAUCUGCAUGAUAUAUUUCAGAAAAAUCAGAAUUUUGGAUAAGCUUUCUACAGUUGCAUUUAUUUAGGUAAUUAAAUAUUUGAAGAGCUUAUGGUUUAAAUAUUUAAUACCCUCUAUAUGGAUUUAUAGUUUUGAUUAUUUAAUUCAUAUAAUUAUUUAAUUUUGUCUUAUUUAUCUGGUGUUUAUGUAAUAUUUUCAAUCUUUAUUUCGAGGACUAUGUCAUCUGUUUCGAUGAAUUUGCAAAUAAAAGAAUUUUCCUUGUA